UUGUGUUCACUGCCAGCGUACACCACUGCCAACGUACAUCACCCAGCUGAAAUCAUGAAGAGUUUCCUUAUCCUUACUUUCGUGGUGUGCUGCGCUAUCUGGGGAGAUGCAGCGUCGCUGCUGCCAAGACGCAGGCACUGUUCUCCUCCCUUGGACAACUCCGCUACAUGGAAUAACCUCAUGGCUGUAGCCAAACAUGCGCAAGGACAGGACAAGAGCCACAUGACCCGCAUCAUUCCAAAGAUGUCCGAUAAUAAAUUUAAAGAGAAUGACACCUGCUGUGUGCACGCCAACAUCUUGGACUACUACCUCCGGAAUGUGCUGACUGAUUCUCUGCCGACCGAGGAUCACCACUCUCGUAUGCCCAUAGUCAAAGAAGAGCUGCGCAAAGUCAGAGACGACUUGAAGACCAAUGCCAGAUGUACUGUAGAGAAAUAUGAUGAGUACAACUACAACAGGAAAUUCAGAGAAAAUUUCCUGGCGGCGGGAGUGAAGGCUACGAUCAAGGCCAUUGGCGAGAUUGAUAUUCUCUUUCACUACCUCUACGAAUCCUGCGGACAAGAACGUUGCUAGACAUGCACCUCUACUGGGCACAGGUGCCCAAUGACUAAUUGGGGCACGUGGCCCAGUCAAACAGGUCUAGCAGCACUAUGAACCUGCAACUGACUUAAUGGGCAACAGUCUAUAAAUGAAUUAAAAUAGGAUAAAUUAUUGGAGUUUUAUUAUUGUACUUUUAUAUUUAUUUAUAAGGAAGAACUGUCACAUUUAUUUAUUUAUUUUUUAAUGUCGUUAUUUAUUACUAUUUCUGGAAAUGUUUUACAUUUUGACGUUUGUGGUUGACAAUUAGGUUCACGUUGACCGUGGCAUUGUCAUUGUACACAGGUAGAUUCAACAUUGAAUCACUUCGUAAAUGCAUUGUAAAAGCAUUUUUAAAAAGAGAAUAGGCAAACAUUGGGAAACCAGAUUGUACUGUCAUAUUUCCAACCAAAUGUAUUGUUUUUGUAAAAUUAUUUAAGAAAUAAAGUCA
Molecule: messenger RNA, 1027 nt
Organism: Sardina pilchardus (European sardine)
Lineage: Eukaryota; Metazoa; Chordata; Actinopteri; Clupeiformes; Clupeidae
Gene: il22
Product: interleukin 22
Exons: 5
Coding region: 55-573 (172 amino acids)
Cellular component (GO): extracellular region
Source: RefSeq, a predicted model, not a curated record